AUGUCCAGGCAUGUGAUCUGGUGCCUAUGGUUCUCAACGAAUGCUAAAUUUCCCAAUCAGACACAUAUAACGCCGGAAUUGAAAGAGAAGGCAAAGGCCACGGGUCUAGAGCAAUUAGAUUUCGACGGAUGCUCCGAGCUGUACGUCAAGAAUUGGGACGAUUUCGAACAAUUUUAUGGCAGUCCUGAGUAUGCAAACAAUACUCUGCAUCGCAAAGAUACUGCCAACUUCAUGGCCAUGCCGCUUCGGAUUGUGGUUGGUGUAGAGAAUGUUAUAUUCGGACAAGGUCUAAAUUCGCUGGGAGGAGGGGAUGGUCUUCAUAGAGACGAUUUGAAUCCAAGGGAAUUCAGUUGA
Messenger RNA from Exophiala mesophila, 354 nucleotides. RefSeq lists its product as uncharacterized. The record is from RefSeq and is a predicted model, not a curated record. The coding region runs from base 1 to 354 and encodes 117 amino acids. The transcript is spliced from 2 exons. Lineage: Eukaryota; Fungi; Ascomycota; Eurotiomycetes; Chaetothyriales; Herpotrichiellaceae. Gene Ontology annotation, molecular function: oxidoreductase activity.